AUGGUGCAAUUACUGGAUGCAAAACCUGAUAUUGCAAAGGGUUUUGUUCGUGGAAACUCCGCGAGUUCCGUAUCCUUUUGGGACGAUCUGGCAGCCGAACUUAACAGCUUGGGACCGCCUAGCCGCGACGGCACUGGAUGGAAAAAGGUAAUUGUUGCUAAAAUUGAUCCGAAAACACAACGGGAGCUAAAUGCGACCGGUGGAGGACCCAACAAGUUGAUCCAUUUAUCUGAGCUGGAGGAACAGGCUGUGCAGCUAACCGGAUUAACAGCAACGGUGGAUGGAAUAGCAGGUAGUUCCUCGCAAGGUGCUCCAAAGGCGUACGACAAAGAGAAUGUUGACAUUAACAGUGGCUGUUCCGAGGAAUCCAUAAGUGGAAUUAAUGAGACUGGUCUUUCUCAGCAUUCCCAGUCUAGACGGCCUAGACAAACUACUGGCAAAUUACUAGAAUUGCAGGUCAAACAACAACAACAAUUUCACGCAGAUGUCAAAUCAGUUAUGAGUUCCUCAAACAAAAAGUUGGAUGAUCUGAUACAUUACCAGCGCCAAUCAGCGAAAGCGUUGAUAUCCAUUGAUGCGACUCUUAAGCAACAAUCACAUGAACAACAGCGUCACAACAAGGAGAUGGAAAGGCUUACCUCAGAGAAGCUUGAACUGAAAAGAAGAAUUCUAGAAAUGCAAAUAGCUUAUGUUUCGGAAGCAAAUUAA
Messenger RNA from Topomyia yanbarensis, 708 nucleotides. RefSeq lists its product as uncharacterized. The transcript has 2 exons. The coding region runs from base 1 to 708 and encodes 235 amino acids. NCBI's taxonomy places the organism in Eukaryota, Metazoa, Arthropoda, Insecta, Diptera, Culicidae. The record is from RefSeq and is a predicted model, not a curated record.